Molecule: messenger RNA, 1886 nt
Organism: Rhincodon typus (whale shark)
Lineage: Eukaryota; Metazoa; Chordata; Chondrichthyes; Orectolobiformes; Rhincodontidae
Product: histone-lysine N-methyltransferase EZH2-like
Exons: 8
Coding region: 537-1496 (319 amino acids)
Biological process (GO): chromatin remodeling
Molecular function (GO): histone H3K27 methyltransferase activity
Source: RefSeq, a predicted model, not a curated record
CAGUACAAGCUGCCCCCUUGUGGUCAUGUUGUGAGAUGCUUCAGUCUGGAUCAGAGGCAGAAAUCCAGAUUCAAUGAAUUCAAACAGAGCUCCAGGAAAGAGGGGGACAGAUUUACAGAAGAACAGAAGGUUUGAAACAAGACAUGAUGGUGUCAGGGUUGGUGUUUUGAAGAGAGAGGUGACAAUAGCAGAUUUAAAGGUGAGAGAGAGGGAGAAUACCUGGAGAGAGGACUAGUUACUAAUAUGGGGACCAGGAGUCAGAGCAAAUAGGGUCAAGGGAACAGGAGGCCGGAAUUACUGAAAAGAUGGGCUCAGACACAGUGAGAGGGAAGAAUCGUUCGAAACUAACAAAAGAUGUGAGUUCAGGGGUAGGGCAGGAGGUAACUUUAACGGAUGUUUAGGUUUGGGGAGAGAGGGUUGUGCCAGAAGAAAAGAAUGGUUGGACUCAUUCUUAACAAAGAGCCUGAAGGCUCCUCACAUUCAUUGCUGGAGACGUGGAGGUGCCGGUGUUGGACUGCGGGUGGACAAGGCUGAGGAUGGAAUCCGAACCCUCUCAGAAUAAACAGUUGGCGAAUCUGUCGAUGGAGUGGCGGAAACGAGUCAAGUCCGAAUACAUGCGUCUGCGCCAACUCAAACGUUUCCGGAGAGCAGAUGAAGUGAAGGAUAUGUUUAUCUGUAACCGCAACAAGAUCAGGAGCCGAACUGAGAUUCUGAAUGAAGACUGGAAGAAGCUGAGGAUCCAGCCAAUUGCUGGCAGCACAGUGGGAGCUACAAGCUAUGGCAAAUGGAAGUGCACAGUUGAGAGUUUAUUCCUGAGUUUCAAGAGUCAGACGGUCAUACAGAAGAUGCUGAGCCCAGUGGCCAUGAGCCCAGUUAUGUAUUCCUGGUCUCCUCUCCAACAGAAUUUCAUGGUGGAGGAUGAGACUGUCUUGCAUAAUAUCCCUUAUAUGGGAGAUGAGGUCCUUGAGCAGGAUGGUGUUUUUAUUGAGGAACUGAUCAAUAAUUAUGACGGGAAAGUGCACGGAGACAGAGAGUGUGAUUUUAUCAGCGAUGAGAUCUUUACUGCACUUGUCCGUGCGCUCAUUCGGGAGUCAGAUGAUGAAGUUAAGCCGACAACUCCCUCUCGCACGAACAGCCGACGGAAUAUGAAACAAGGACAGGAUGAGUCGCUGUGCAGUGAUCAGAAUGCCGAGGACGGGACUGAAGAGAGGUCCAACAGAAGGCUCCCUCCCGACAAGAUCUUCAAAGCCAUCGCCAUGAUGUUUCCAGACAGGGGCUCUUCGAAGGACCUGAGAGAGAAGUACUGGGAGCUGACAAAACUCUGUGAUCCCUCAGCAGCCCCUCCAGAGUGCACUCCGAACAUUGAUGGACCUAAUGCUAAGUCUGUGCAGCGCCAACAGUCCCUGCAUUCCUUCCACACCCUUUUCUGCAGACGCUGCUUCAAGUAUGACUGCUUCCUGCACCGUGAGUACUGCCCAGUUGUUGUGGGGCAAUGAAAUCCUGUGUGUUUGUCAGGCCUGGGCUGUCCUUGCUCCUCUGAUCUGUGUGUCUCAUUGGAGAGAGUUCCCAUGUCGAAGCCAGUCAGUGAUAGCAGUGAUACUGGGGCUGAAGGGCAGCAUGGGAGAGGUGGAAUAAGCAUUGCAUUAAACUGGUAACAGCUCAAACACUGUCAGGGAAGUACUGAAGAUGAAGGCAUCUUGCAGCAGCUAAACUAUCUCACAUUUACUUUCAUAUCUUUUCCCCAGCCUCCAAGAUUCUCACCCAUCAUACCUCUGGCCAAGGCACAAACUCCCAGUGGGCUAGUCACAGCCAAUUGGGACCCAUUUACACUGUAAAGAUCCCCUAUGAGUGUGUAACUGUGUCUGUAUUGCCCUGGUGUGAGUGUG